AUGGCUGCCGCGGUUGACGUCGAGUCUGACGGCUCUGUCAGAGAUCUCUUCCAAGAUCCUCCAUUUGACCUUCAGAACGUUCGCUUCGAUGUCUCUGGCCUUGUCUCCCAAAAUGACCUCGAUGUUGAAACUCUUGAGACACUCUACAGCCAAAUGCUCCAGGAAAUCUAUGAUCGGACUGGCGUCACUGCCCUCUACCCCCCUGGACAUUUUCCGGCCUGUCAUGAUGCUACUGUCAAACUUCUCAUGAAGAAUCAUGGUCUGAUGUGGACAGAGUCUUUUACCAAGUCCACCGGCUACAGAACUCUCCAGAGACGUGCUAAACUCGUCACUGAACAAGACCAAGAGCUCCCUGAAGACAUCAAGAAUCUGAUCCCGUGCCCCUAUGCCCCUUUUCUCUUGUCCUGUAUUGCUCUGGUCCUUUUUCGAAAGCCCCCUACAGGAAGUCCUAGCAAAGCCAUCAUUUCGAUGUUCUGCGACAAAAAUGUUGCCAAGUGGCUGAACCUCGCUAUUCGUAUCUAUGAGAGGGACCGAUCCCACCUCCUGUUCAUCUCGGUUGAUGAUGGCUACAACCUUGAUGAUGGGCGUCAGAGCCGAAUUAUUCAGGACGGACACAAAAAAUACCUUCGUGUCAAGAGCCACUCUGUCGAUGACUCAGUGUUCCAGCAUGAGAUUGACCAGUAUUUUAAGCCCGAAUGGACAGGCUUCAAUGAUCACGACAACUCCGAAUGGACAGGCUUCAGUGAUCACGACAACUCCGAAUGGACAGGCUUCAGUGAUCACGACAACCCCUCGGAUGAUGAAAUGGAUCUUGACAGCCAGCACGUCACUUCCGAUGAGUCGGUCCAGCCUGACUCUGAUGACAAGUUGCAGAAGCUAUAUACAAUGCUGCAUCGACAUGAGCCCGCAUUCCUUAAGUUUUCACAGGAGGCUCCUCAGAUUUUGCUCAACUCUGCGUCUACUGCUAGAGAUGUCAUGCGUCUUACAAUCCUAGUCAAUAUGACUAAUAAGAGCAUGGCAGCUGAGGCGAAGCGACAGAGAGAGCAUGACAAGAACAUGAUGUCGAUCUUGCAAAAUGUCCAGCUUGCCUUUCAGGACACAAAAACCCGCAUUGGAACCCUGGAGCAGCGCCUUACCGAGAGUAUUGCUGGGAUUUCUCCUCAGGUCAAUGCUUCCGUACAGGAGCUCCUCAAUAAGAGCGUCGCUGAGAUUUCCACUCAGGUCAAUGCUUCUGUACAAGAGCUCCUCAAUAAGAGCGUCGCUGAGAUUUCCACUCAAGUCAAUGCUUCUAUGCAGCAGCGCCUUACCGAGAGUACCGCUGGGAUUUCCACUCAGGUCAAUGCUUCUGUACAAGAGCUCCUCAAUAAGAGCGUCGCUGAGAUUUCCACUCAAGUCAAUGCUUCUAUGCAGCAGCGCCUUACCGAGAGUACCGCUGGGAUUUCCACUCAGGUCAAUGCUUCUGUACAAGAGCUCCUUAAUAAGAGCGUCACUGAGAUUUCCACUCAAGUCAAUGCUUCUAUGGAGGAAGGGCCGGAACGGUACAAGCAGGCACUCAUCAGCGUCUUCCGAGAUACCAACCGUGAAUUGUUAGAUUAUUUAUCACGACAAUCCCUCGGAUGA
Molecule: messenger RNA, 1620 nt
Organism: Fusarium musae
Lineage: Eukaryota; Fungi; Ascomycota; Sordariomycetes; Hypocreales; Nectriaceae
Exons: 1
Coding region: 1-1620 (539 amino acids)
Source: RefSeq, a predicted model, not a curated record